UGCGCGCAUGUCAUGGUUGGGGCUUUACAAUAUGAUUACAUAGGGCCAGAGAUUAGCGUCACUGCACACAACUGUCGCUGUAAUCCCUCUUGAGAGGAUAGGUUUAGCAAAACUACGGGUUCGGAAAGCAGCAGCCAUAUUGUGUGUUUUCAAUGCGUUUUAAACGGCGUUAAAACAGCAGUGAAUGUAUUGAUAAGACAACUGAUUGCAAUUAACUUUUGGCAGUAUUAUUGUAAACCGAAUGGUAACAACAGUUUCGGGACUUAAGCAACAACCAAGUUUUAAAUUGGGUUUUGUAUUUUUUUUCACUGCGGUGGUAUUUUAAUAAAAUUAAAAAUUGUUACAGUUGACUUUAAAAAUGAAAGAUCGACUGGAACAACUGAAAGCGACACUCGACGCCGAUGAUACAGUUGAGACUGAGGUGGCUGUGGACAACGCCGCCUUUAUGGAUGAGUUCUUCUCUCAGAUUGAGGAGAUCAGAAGCAACAUUGACAAGAUAGACGAGAAUGUGACCGAAGUCAAGAAGCUUUACUCCAUCAUUCUUUCUGCACCGACGUCGGAUCAGAAAACCCAAGAUGACUUGGAGGCAGUCACCAAUGAUAUCAAGAAAAUGGCCAAUAAUGCUCGCAACAAACUGAAGAGUAUUGAGCAAAAUCUAGAAUCCCCUGGGGAGCGAGUGUCAGCUGACCUGCGGAUACGCAAGUCUCAGCAUGCAGUUCUGUCGAGGAAGUUUGUGGAGGUGAUGACCAAGUACAAUGAGGCGCAGGUCGACUUCAGGGAGAGGAGCAAAGGACGGAUCCAGAGGCAGCUGGAGAUCACUGGCAAAUCCACAACAGAUGAUGAGCUGGAGCAAAUGCUGGAAGGUGGAAAUGCAGCUGUUUUCACAGCUGGGAUCGUAAGCUCGGGGAUAUCACAGCAAGCACUGAGUGAGAUCGAAGCCCGACACAAGGACAUAGUGCGGCUGGAGAGCAGCAUCAAGGAGCUGCAUGACAUGUUUGUGGACAUCGCCAUGCUGGUGGAGAACCAGGGUGGCAUGAUCGACAGGAUCGAGAGCAACAUGGACCAGUCAGUGGGCUUUGUGGAGCGGGGGGUGGCGGACACAAAAAAGGCAGCCAAGUUCCAGGCUGAGGCCCGCAGGAAGAAGAUGAUGAUCAUGCUGUGCUGUGUGGUUCUUGUUAUCAUCCUCAGUUCUGUUCUGUACAGUUUCAUCACUUAGAAAACAGUAGGUACUUGAUAGAUGCCUCCCAAAAACAAACUGGCUUUAAAGAGUUAACAGAUCACUGAGAAACUGUUCUAAAAUCACUUGGAGAGACUCCUGUGAUUGCUGCCAAUCAGUAUUUCUUAAAUCUACUGUUCAAAAUGUCUUAUGUUUCCUCUAUCUCUCUCUUUUGCUUAGUCACCCUUUUGACUCCUUCCUCCAAAGUGGUUCAGUGCUUGGAGCAGGAAGAUAUGUGUUGUGUGAUGUUAAACUGAAAUUUGAAAACCAGAAAGUGUUUUGAUUACUGCAGAUAUAAUCAACAUAUAAUGUUUUAAGCAAAGUAGCUCAGGAUAUAAUAACGUCAUCAAGGAAAUAGUUUCGAUAAAAGUAUGCAGAUAUAAAGAGAUAUUUUUGCCAUAUCCACUACGAAGAAAUGUGUGUGGUCUAUUAAUAAGGCACAUGGGGGCAGGCAGAUGGCGCUAGUUCUUAUGAACCCACCCAUACAUCGAUUAAUAUGAAGACACUUUAACGAGACCACAUUUCAGUCUUUUUCUUGUGUUAAAGCUUCACGGAUAUUUUGUUUAUAGUGGUGUCACAAUAACUAUAUAUUACUGCUUCUUUAUCCUACAGAACGAAUAGCAGUCACUUUCUUUAGUUUCUUUUUGUUGUACUUCAAAUAAAAAAGUGAAAUGUAUGUGUCAA
Molecule: messenger RNA, 1900 nt
Organism: Paramormyrops kingsleyae
Lineage: Eukaryota; Metazoa; Chordata; Actinopteri; Osteoglossiformes; Mormyridae
Gene: stx3a
Product: syntaxin 3a
Biological process (GO): intracellular protein transport; exocytic insertion of neurotransmitter receptor to postsynaptic membrane; vesicle fusion
Cellular component (GO): endomembrane system; plasma membrane; postsynapse
Molecular function (GO): SNARE binding; SNAP receptor activity
Source: RefSeq, a predicted model, not a curated record